GCCGCCAUGCGCGCGCCGCGUACUUCCAGAUCGCAGCUCUCUGAUUGGUCAGACGCUCGGAAGUGCGUCACGGGAUAACAACAUGUCCGCGUUCAUUUGAAACAGUGUAGCGUGCUCAGUCGGUUUUCAUUGCAUACUUUGAUGUGUUUGUAUGUUGGGCUCAACGAGCAGGCGAUUGCAGAGGGAGAGACAUCUGUCAAAGGGAAGGACCGCACUCCAGGACAGGAAGCUCGACUAUUUGUUAUUAGCAGAAAUAAUGCUGAUAUUGGGAACUCAUGUCGCACGUCUAUGAAGAGAGAGCCACAAUGAUAGCCGCAGGCGAAUUGCAGUCGUUUGUCCCGUUCGGUCGUGAGCACUGCAGAAAUCACCCGAAUGCUGUGAAUCUCCAGCUGCGGCAGCUGCAGCCGGCCUCUGAGCUCUGGUCCUCUGACGGGGCGGCUGGACUCGUGGGAUCCCUUCAGGAGGUCACUCUACACGAGCGCGAGAAGGAGCGCUGGCAGCUGAGGAAGGGAACUGCUCCUUAUGAGGUUGAAUAUGAGGAGGAGUUGUAUGUGGCAGGAAACAUGGUCAUAUGGAGUCAUGGCAGUAAGAAUCAAGCCUCGUAUGUGUACAAGGCCUUCACGGUGGACAGCACAGUUCAGCAGGCUCUUUGGUGUAAUUUCACCGUCCCUCAAUCUAAAAAAGAUGUAAAGGAUGUUGUGGAGAAGACGGUGUGUAUCGUCCAGAGCACCUGUGUGAAUGUCCACAGCAUGAGUGGGAAAGACUUCAUAUCUCCACUCCCUUUCCAGGUCUCCGCUCUCUGGUCAACAAAGUUUGGCCUGCUUUUGGAGCGCAAAAAUAUUACAGUUGAUGGCCACAUGAGCCCCAUCAGGGAACCUCUUCCGACUCUGUUCAGCAUGCUGCAUCCGUUAGAUGAAAUCGCUCCUGUUGUUUGUAAGUCCACUGGUCUGUUUGAGUCCCGUCUCCAGUAUGUUACAGACAGCGCUCUGAGAGUAGUGUUCACCUGCCACGAGCCCUCCAUUAUCAUGACCUACGACACACAGCAGUGCACACACACUGUCUGGACCCUGCGCAAAGUCACACCUGAGGAGCAGACCACAGUGUUAAAGUGUCCAGACCAACCUGGGCCGGUUCACACACCUAAUGCGGCCCCCAGCUUCAUCAGCACCCACCUGAGAAACGUGACCCGGCUGGACUCGCCCGCCUCGCCCUUACACUGCCACGCCCUGCACAACCAGAGCCGAAUCCCUGCCUCCCCGGGCCUGCACUCACGUGUUCACUCGCCCAGCAUUUCAAACAUGGCUGCUCUCAGUCGGGCUCACUCACCUGGCAUCGCAGCGCCCUCUUUCUCCGGAGCUCAGCGCUUCAACAUGUCCUGCCACACGCCGUCUCCACGCGGCCACAGCAUCCUGGCCUCACCCAACAGCACACUGAACGAAACAGCCCUGCUGCCCGAGAUGGAGCCCAUUCUACCAGACCUCUGCAUUGAGCAGCUGUGGACAGAAACCAGCGCUAUCUCCAGGGAGAAAGGCUGCCAGGCCUCUAAAGUCUUCAUCACCUCUGACCUGUGUGAGAACAGGUACCUGUGCUUCCUGGUCGAGUCCCACCAGCAGCUCAGGUGUGUAAAAUUCCUCGAGAGCAAUGAAACUUCUCAGCUGAUAUUUGCAUCAGUGACUGUUAUCACCGCAAAAGAUGCUGCCCCUCUUGAGGACAUUCAUACAAUGCUGGUGCUUGAGGCCAAUGGGAGUCUGGUCUUGUACACAGGAGUCACUCGGGUCAGCAAAGUGUUUGUCCCUGGCCUUUUGUCUCCUACCUUCAGUGUGCAAAACCACCAGCCGCAGUUAAGCACCCCUCUGGAGAACAUCAGCACCCCCGCAAGGGCCGUGGUUCAGCAUAUGAGCCGUCUGGAGGAGGUUGGCAUGCCUUCUCCUGUGUUGGAGGUGCGCAGCGCGAAGCAGCACCACGAGUCGUCCUGGCUGGAAGACUCUUCAUUCCAGCAGGCUGCACCUCACAUCCACUCCCUCCGAGACGCCGUCAGCAACAGAGUCACGCUGGAAUUGAGCUCCGGUUCCAUGUUAAGAAUCACCAUUCCCGAGGUGGCCACUUCAGAGCUGGUCAAGCGUUGCCUGCAGGCCAUCAGGUUUAUCUUACCCAAGGACACUGCCAUGAAAGUGCUGGUCAAGUGGUACAACAGUUACAAUGCCCCUGGAGGUCCCAGCAUGCACCUGGAGUGGAACCUGUUUGUUACCUGCCUAAUGACAAUGAUGGGUUACAACACGGAACGACUGACGUGGACACGCAAUCUUCAUUUUGAAGUGCCACUCUCUCCAGUAAUAGCCCCGAAGAAGGCCCGACCUGCUGACACAGGUUCAGAUGAGGAUUGGGGAUACCUCCGAUGCUCAGACUACCAUUGGCAGGUUUCCAUGCGCCCUGCGGUGGCCGUUCAGGGCCUGGAGCCGGUGGGGCCCCCCGGUGGAGUGGAUAACCACGAGUCUGCUCUGGGUUUAGAGUCGUCUGCCCUGCUCUUUCCACACAUCCCGGUGCUCUUCUACGUUCUGCAUCUGCUCUAUGAAGACCUGAAGCUGGACGAGCUGCAGCGGAGUGGGGCGAGAGCUCUGGUCGGUCUGCUGCAACAGCUGGCCAAGGACCUGCAACUGGAGGAUUUCAUUGAUCUGUACUGGCGCGAUUACCCCUCAUUCAUCAAAACGUUCAAGGAGGCCUGCGUGAUUGAUCAAAGUAUGAGAAAAAUGCUGUUCUUUUAAUAUUUCUGUUCUGCUGUCAUGUGUUUCUUGAAUGUGAGGCUCAGGUGUGUGUUCAGCUGGCUCAGUCGCUGUCUGAGAGGGCAAGAUGUGACACCUUUUCCUCAUUUGCCUGGCAUCUGUGAGAGAACCAAACUACUGGUGCUGAGUUAUGCCCUGUACGUGGUCGGAGAUGAGGAUGCGAUCUCGACAAACAUGUUGAAGUACCUCUCCAGGCUGUCAGCAGGGCAAAAGAAAAACACGAGUGAUCCUUUUCUGAGAAGGCAGAGCAGCGUGAAGCCCGCAGCUUCGUCUGGAUGCCUGGCUGAGAAGCUGGUGCUGUGGUUGACCUCUGCAGGAUUUACACUGAAGGAUCUGGAGUCUGUUCCUUUUGGUGUGGCUCUGCCAAUCAGAGACGCCAUCUACCAGUGCAGAGAGCAACCCUGCUCUGAUUGGUCUGAGGAGGUCUGCGCUCUGAUUGGACGACAGGACCUGACCAGACAAGCUCACAAAGUGACCCUGGCCAAUCGUAAAUCGACUGUGGGUCUGAAUGUUAUGCUUGAGCCACCAGUCACCAGCGAAGCCGACGAGGAGGAGGAUGGUAUGACAGACCUGCACCCAGAGGUGACAGGCCUGAUCUGGAGUCAGGAUCUGAGGGUGCAGGAGGUCCGCCGUCUGCUCCAGAGCUCCAGACCCAUCCGGGUCAAUGUGCCCCACCUGCCUGAAGUCAGUGACCAUGAGUACAUAGAGGAGAAAGAGAACAAGCUGCUGCAGUUGUGCCAGCGCACCAUGGCUCUUCCGGUGGGACGGGGACUCUUCACUCUUUUCUCAUACCAUCCUGUGCCAACUGAACCCCUCCCUGUGCCCAAACUCAACCUGACUGGCCGCGCUCCUCCCAGGAACACCAUGGUGGACUUGAACAGCGGUAACAUCGAUGUGCCGCCCAACAUGACCAGCUGGCCCAGCUUUCAUAAUGGUGUGGCGGCUGGUCUUAAGAUCGCACCUGCUUCUCAGGUGGAAUCUGCCUGGAUUGCAUACAACAAACCCAAAAGUGCUGACUUGGCCAACGAAUACGCCGGUUUCCUCAUGGCACUGGGCCUCAACGGCCACCUCACUAAACUAGCAACACUUAACAUCCACGACUACCUCACCAAGGGUCACGAGAUGACGAGUAUUGGGCUGCUGCUGGGUGUUUCUGCUGCCAAACUGGGCACCAUGGACAUGUCCAUCACCCGUCUGCUAAGCAUCCACAUUCCCGCGCUGUUGCCACCCACCUCCACAGAGCUGGACGUGCCUCAUAGCGUGCAAGUGGCCGCUGUGGUCGGCAUCGGUCUGGUUUACCAGGGCACCGGCCACCGGCACAACGCAGAGGUGUUACUGGCAGAGAUCGGACGUCCACCUGGUCCUGAGAUGGAGUACUGUACGGAUAGGGAGUCUUACUCCCUAGCAGCAGGACUUGCACUUGGCAUGGUCUGCCUGGGGCACGGCAGUAACCUGAUCGGGAUGACCGACCUGAACGUGCCCGAGCAGCUCUAUCAGUAUAUGGUGGGAGGUCACCGGCGGACACAUGCUGGCAUCAACAGAGAGAAACACAAGUCUCCCAGCUAUCAGAUCAAGGAGGGUGACACCAUCAAUGUGGACGUGACCUGUCCUGGUGCAACACUUGCCCUCGCCAUGAUUUACCUGAAAACAAAUAAUCGGUCUAUAGCUGAUUGGCUGAAAGCCCCGGACACCAUGUUCCUGCUGGACUUCAUCAAGCCUGAGUUUUUGCUGCUGAGGACGCUGGCCAGAUGUCUUAUCAUGUGGGAUGAGAUCUUUCCCAAUGCCGACUGGGUGACCAGUAAUGUGCCUCAGAUCAUCCAAGAAAACAUCGGAAACCAGGAGCAGACGUCCGUCUCUGAGGAUCUCAACAUGGAGACUAUAGUUCAAGCUCAUGACUAUAUAAUUGCCGGAGGCUGUCUGGCCGUGGGAUUCCGGUUUGCUGGGUCUGCAAAUUCAGAUGCUUUUGACUGCUUAUACAAAUUUGCCAGAAAUUUCAUGCAGUGUCUGACGACCUCCACAGCUACAGUGACAGGGCAGUAUAACCUGCAGACGUGUUUAAGCAUGGUCCUCCUGGCGGUUUCAAUGGUGAUGGCCGGCUCAGGGAACUUGAAAGUGUUGCAGCUGUGCCGAUUCCUCCACAAACGCACCUUUGGCGAGAUGAAUUAUGGCUUCCACAUGGCCCAUCACAUGGCUCUGGGCCUGCUCUUCCUGGGUGGAGGGAGGUACACACUCAGCACCUCCAACUCGGCCAUUGCUGCCCUCCUUUGUGCACUCUAUCCUCAUUUUCCUGCUCACAGCACAGACAACAGGUAUCACCUCCAGGCGUUGCGCCACCUGGCUGUGCUCGCAGCAGAACCGCGUCUGCUGGUGCCUGUAGAUGUAGACACUCUCAAACCCUGCUACGCUCUGCUAGAUGUCACCUACAAGGAGACGCAAUGGUACGAAGAGACGACUGUGGAGUUGAUGGCUCCCACCAUGCUGCCUGAACUUAACCUUCUGAAACGGAUUAAGGUGAAAGGUCCAAGAUAUUGGGAGCUGAACAUUGACAUCAGUAAAGGAACCCAACAUCUGCAAUCCAUCCUAUCCAAAGACGGCGUUCUGUAUGUGAAGUUGCGCGCCGGACAGCUGCCCUACAAGGACGACCCUCAAGGCUGGAAGAGCUUACUGGCCCCCAACCUCAACAACAGAAGUGCUGAAGUGCGCACUUUUAAGCCCGAGGCCAUCUCAACCUUCACCUCUGACGUGGCUCUGGUCUCCUUCGCCGAGUACUUCUGCAGAGCCUCGGAAAACAUGAAGCAUAGGCGAAGUCUUGUCCAUGUUUAUAACUUGUUUCUGUAUGAAUGUGUGACACAGGAAUACCCAGAAAUGCUGCCAACACACAUUUCAUUAUUGAUUCUUGCCGUGCGCACUCUGGAGCGGGGCGAUCUCUGUGAGACGUUCAGUCUGUGGCAGAUGAAGCUGGUGCUGGAGUUGUGUGAGAGCCGAGUCCUUCAGCAGCGGCUCAGAGACACACGGCGUCAGGGCCACGGCCUGCUGCUCAGCUCUGAGUUCCUGCCCGUCAUGAAGAGCUCAGCCGACCGAGCCCUGGAUCGCUGGCUCUGUGAUAACGGUCAUGUGCUGCAAGAGUACAUGAGAGGACAGCCGAUGAACAACGACACUGAUGUCAACAUGUUAGCCUGCUUCCUGGUCUACCAUUCUAUCCCCAGCCUCAAGAACAUGGUGGCAUCUGACCUGGAAGGAUGUUCCUGUUUUCCAGAGCUGCUGCUCAAGAGCAGUCAGUUGGGCGUUCCUGUACGUGCUCUGCUGCGUUUGAGUCCUCUGCUCCUUCAGAAACAUGAUUCUGGAGUUUAACCCACCAAUUCCUGGAGGUCAACCAACCUUCUCCUUAUCCAGGUACCACAGGGUCAUGGUUGCCUUGUCCUCACAGGCCACAGGAACUCGAUGCGAGAUUUAUUACGUGGACAUUUUUAUCACAUGAUUGUGUGUUUGAAGCGCUGGAGAAACAGGUUUGCUCACCCCUAUUUUGACAUGUAAAUAGUUUGUAACUAUAUUUGUACCUAUAAUAAUUCAGUCAAUAAAGAUGACUUGAAAUGGAACUUGGAAUUGGUUUUCAUAAAGUAUGCCUGACUUGCAUUAAAUAAAAAAAUACUUGUUCUGGU
Cyprinus carpio (common carp) is the source of this 6439-nucleotide messenger RNA. Its product is annotated as anaphase-promoting complex subunit 1-like. Gene Ontology annotation, biological process: protein K11-linked ubiquitination; anaphase-promoting complex-dependent catabolic process; metaphase/anaphase transition of mitotic cell cycle. The record is from RefSeq and is a predicted model, not a curated record. The transcript is spliced from 49 exons. Gene Ontology annotation, molecular function: molecular adaptor activity. Lineage: Eukaryota; Metazoa; Chordata; Actinopteri; Cypriniformes; Cyprinidae. Gene Ontology annotation, cellular component: anaphase-promoting complex.